CGUUGUUGCCGGAAGUGGGAGUGAACACGUUCCAGUUGGCUCCUUUGCGUUUCGGGCGUGCGAGCGAAGGGUCCCGGCCGGCCGGCUUCAAAGCGUCGUUCGAUGACCCGUCGUCCUUUUCUGCUGUUGUUUUAGCUGGCGUGGAUGGAUGCGGACCAGACGGAAGCGGAGAUUCCGCACGACGCCCUGGGCCGGCGGGUGUCUUGCGGCGACCACAGGGCCACGGUCCGCUUCGUGGGCACCGUGCCGCCCACUGCAGGCGCGUGGCUGGGCGUGGAGUGGGACGAUCCCGGGCGAGGGAAACACGACGGCCGCCACCGAGGCGUGCGCUACUUCACCUGCAGGCACCCGACGGGAGGCUCCUUCGUGCGGCCGUCUGUGGCGAGCUUUGGCGUGGACUUUGCGUCAGCGGUGCGGCGCCAGUACGCGACCGAUGCGGCGGACGAGGAGAUCAGCAUCUCGGGAAGGACGUUGGAGUGGGCCGACGUCCGCGAGCGCAGCUUGGAAAGCCUCCCCACCGUCCUCCUCCCAAACUGCCAAGUGAACGGGCCGGGAGAAGAUGGGCAAGUCGUCAGAACCACACCGAACGUGCGCUGGUUGGACCUGAGCGCCAACCUGCUGCGCAGCUGGGACGACGUGGCCGCCAUCGCUCGACAGUUGCGACAUUUAGAGGCUCUUCUGCUCAGCUUCAACAGACUGAGUUUGCCCUCUGACCCCGCGGCCCACCGGCAGGCCUUUCCUAACCUCAAAGUUCUGACUCUCAUCGACUGCGAGCUCACGUGGACGCAGGUCCUACGGUGCGCCCCCAUGUGGCCGAAGCUGGAGGAGCUCAUCGUGGAGAACAACGACAUCACGCAGUUGCAGAGGCCCGAGGGCGUCCUGCAGGGGCUCAAGUGCCUGAAUGUUUCCAAAAACCCUCUGGACCAGGACAGCCUGCUGGAGCUGGGCGCUCUGCCGAGACUGGAGCACUUAAUCAUGACUGACACCGGGUUGUCCAAAGUUCACUUCCCGGAUGCCGCGCCAGGAGAGGAGACGUCUGUCUUUGCGUCCCUGGAGAAGCUCAACCUGAGCAGGAACAACAUCUCUGAGUGGGGCGUGAUCGACGAGCUGUCCAAGUUGGCGUCGUUGCGUCGUCUUUGGUGUCAAGAGAACCCGUUGGCCAGCGGCGACGGCAACCCCAAGACGGCCAAUCAGAUGCUCAUCGCCAAGCUGCCGCACCUCCUUGUCCUCAACGGAUCCGAUGUGCCCCCUCAAGAGAGGAAGGGAGCGGAGUGCGACUACCUGAAGAUGUUCGGGGAGGAAUGGCUGCGGGCCGUGGGGCAGAGUCAACUGAGCCAGGAGUUCGCCAAUCGCCAUCCUCGUUACCGCAGCCUCGUUGACAAGUACGGCGCUCCUGACGAAGGCGAGCUGACCAAGCGCCAACCGUUUGCUCUUAAGAAUCAGCUGUUGAAAAUCACAUUUGUGUUUGUGGACAACGCGGCGAGGAUGCCGCUGGAGAAGAAGCUUCCAGCCUCAAUGGAGGUCCAGAAGGUCAAAGGCCUGCUGUCUCGACUCCUGAAGGUUCCUGCGGUCGACCUGCGGCUCAGCUACACCAGCGCCAAGCUUACGGGUCCCGAGUACCGCAUGGACAACGACCAGAAGACUUUGUUCUUUUAUGCCGUGGAGGACGGAGACACGGUCCUCGUGCGGCGCUCGUAAACACUCGUGCAGACAGCACACAGCAAGCACUCAGCCACACACACACACACACACACACACACAGCUGACAUGUCAAAGGCCAACUUCCGCUAGUAACAUGCUAUCAGGACUUGCGAUAUUCUUGUUUACUGCUGUAAUACAAUAAAAUCCAUCUGCUAUCCAAAA
Molecule: messenger RNA, 1863 nt
Organism: Syngnathus acus (greater pipefish)
Lineage: Eukaryota; Metazoa; Chordata; Actinopteri; Syngnathiformes; Syngnathidae
Gene: tbce
Product: tubulin folding cofactor E
Exons: 16
Coding region: 145-1698 (517 amino acids)
Cellular component (GO): cytoplasm
Molecular function (GO): protein binding
Source: RefSeq, a predicted model, not a curated record